GCCCCGGCACGGAGCGGGGCUGGCAGCGCCCCAGUGCCGUUCCGCUCUGGAUCUCGGCAUGUCUGCGACAGAGGCGCCCGACACCCAGGACCCUGAAGGAGCUGGGACAUGCCCGGAGGAUGUCCCCUCCCUCAAGGAAAUCGAGCAGCUCCUGAACAGUGGGCGGCCCUCUUGCAACCACGUUGAUGAAGUAUGGCCUAAUCUCUUCUUAGGGGACCUAGUAACAGCGCACAAUAGAUUUAUUUUAUGGAAGAUGGGUGUGACCCAUGUUUUAAAUGCUGCCCAUGGCACAGCAUACAGCCACGGAGGCCAGGACUUUUAUGGAGCAACCAUUGAUUAUUAUGGUGUACCAGCCCAUGACCUGCCAAGCUUUGAUAUCAGCCAGUUCUUUUUCUCUGCUGCACAGUUUAUCCACAAUGCCUUGAACACGCCAGGAGCCAAAAUAUUGGUACAUUGUGCAGUUGGAGUAAGCAGAUCAGCUUCUCUAGUCCUAGCAUAUCUCAUGAUAAAUCACCACCUCCCAUUAGUUGAAGCCAUCAAGACAGUGAAGGAGCAUCGAUGGAUUUCACCCAAUCGUGGUUUUCUGAAGCACCUGCGAAACCUGGAUGUUCAGCUACGGCAAAGGAAAGACUGCUGAACAGGCAACCCCUAUCUACAUUCACUUUACUGAGUUUCACCCUUCAGAACCAUUGUAUAUAUACAAUUUCCCGUGAUCAGUGCACAUGACAAAAGUAAAGAAGAUUAUGUAUCGAAAUAAAAAGGCCAACAGAAUGGUAAAUGGAUUAAUUCUGAUAGCUCAGUCCCUCCAAAACCAGCACAGCCAACAGCAGCACUGUAACCACUCUGCGGGGUAGAACUGCUGUGCCUUGGGUGGUGUUACUGGAUGAAUCCACUGAAGUGGUUAAGAUAGACCAAGUUUGUCCCUGGUUUCUGCUCAUUCCAGAAGCAAGUUCAAUAUUUGCAUCUAGCUGUAAAGGAUGUUUGAAUCCCCUUUACUUGGGAGUGUAACAUAAUCCUCUUUCUCAGUUUGGUUACAGCUCUCACAUGCAUGUUCUCCGAAGAAAAACUUUCUGUUUCAGGCCUGAUGAUGUGAAAAGGGCAGUUUGUUGAGAGCCCAGGCACUCCUACAGAAACAUUUCUGUGGUCUGCUAAAUAUUAUGGUGUUAUAGAAAACUGUGAAAGCCACAAGACCCACACCACCAGAAUAAAUGU
This is a messenger RNA of Pseudopodoces humilis (Tibetan ground-tit), 1212 nucleotides long. RefSeq names its product dual specificity phosphatase 13A (gene DUSP13A). The record is from RefSeq and is a predicted model, not a curated record. Gene Ontology annotation, cellular component: cytoplasm. NCBI's taxonomy places the organism in Eukaryota, Metazoa, Chordata, Aves, Passeriformes, Paridae. Gene Ontology annotation, biological process: protein dephosphorylation; negative regulation of MAPK cascade. Gene Ontology annotation, molecular function: protein tyrosine/serine/threonine phosphatase activity; MAP kinase phosphatase activity.